This is a messenger RNA of Culicoides brevitarsis, 1462 nucleotides long. RefSeq names its product autophagy-related protein 101 (gene Atg101). The coding region runs from base 382 to 1038 and encodes 218 amino acids. Lineage: Eukaryota; Metazoa; Arthropoda; Insecta; Diptera; Ceratopogonidae. Gene Ontology annotation, biological process: autophagosome assembly; autophagy. Gene Ontology annotation, cellular component: phagophore assembly site. The transcript has 3 exons. The record is from RefSeq and is a predicted model, not a curated record.
UCAUUAGUUCGUACAUUCUACUCAAAAACACAAGAAAAAUAUUAAUUUUUUACCAAUUUAAACAGUGAUAAUUAAGUUUUAAGUUAAUUUAAGAAGUAAUUUAAUUAGUUUUUAGCGCCGCAUCACGCAUUAUAUUAAGGAAACGCCGUCAAAGUGACACAAAAAAGACGUAAAAAGAAAUUUUUUUAAAAAAAUUUGGGUGCUGAUGAUUUUUGACAGAAAUAUUGCAUCAGACACGAAUUUCGACGCAUAAGGAAGUCGUCUCUCACAGCUCGUUUUUGCUCCGAAUCCCUAAAAAAAUGAUGAAUUUUUGAUUUUUUUCUCACAAUUUUCGUCAAAUUUGAUGUUCGUUACUUACGAAAAUUAAAAAAAACCUGAAAAAUGAACGCUCGUUCGCAGAUUUUCGAGCUCACAAUGGAGAGUUGUCAGGUAGAUGAGGCCGUUGCGAGUAUCUUCCACACGGUAUUGUUCCAUCGGAGUCUCGGCAAGUUCAUGUACACGGGCGAGGCGAGUUAUUCCGUCAGCACGAUCGGUUAUGCGGAUGUCGAUUGCGAUUACAUUGACUUUACGUACGUUUGUUGCACCUCCGAUGCGCUGGAUCGCACCAUAAAACGCGAAAUUAACACGUUCAGCGAGCAAUUGCGCAGCAGCGAAAGUUCGGGCAGCGGACAAAUUAGCCUAGAAUUUUUCCAGAAGAAGAAAAGUCGCUGGCCGUUUCAGCAGGAAUCGAUUCCGUGGGAAGUUUGGACAAUUCGGCUCGAACUGAUCAAUUUGGGGACGGAGGAUGAGCGUCAAAUGUGCCGCGAACGCGUUGGCGACAUGCUCGCUGACAAGGUGCUUUAUAUCGCCGAAGUGAUGAAUCGCCAUGAUUAUGUGCCCAAAAUGCCGAAUCAGUCGGAACUGGAUUUGAUUUUUGACACGACGUACGAGGAUGUGCAGCCGUAUUUGUUUAAAUGCAAGUUCAAUACGACGAGCGCUACGACGCCAUCUGUCAGCAAUACGAUGAAGAAGCUGAUCAAGGAUACGCUCUCGUUGUGACUAGUUUUACUGCUCGUUUGUGGUCAGGUACGAAUUCAACUUCUAAAUUUGCUCGAAAGAAAAAAUAUAAAUGUGAAAAUCUAGAGAAAUAGUCGCUUUGUUUAAUUGAUGUCUCCCCAUUUUUCCCCCUUUUUCCGCAAUAAAACGAACGUGCGAUCACAGAAUUUGAAUUGAAAUGCAAAUAAAUGUCUUAAAUUUUUAUAGUUUUAAUUUCGCAAAUUAAAUUUAUUAUUUUUAAAAAGGUAGCUUUUAAGUUUCCAGUCAGUCAAUGGAAUGUGUAAAUGAAAGAAAAUUUGUAAAUUGUAAAAAAAAAAUAUAAAAAUACCGAGUAUGAGUGAUGCAAAAAUCCAAAAUUUGUUUAAAAUUUAAAAAACAAAUCUUAAAAAAAAAUUCAAAAAUAAAAAAAUGUUUUAAAAAUAAAAAA